AUGACUCCCUGUGACCGAUUGGGUUCGGCAGACCGUCAGGCCGGUGGCAAGAAGCUCAGUGCGAAGUUGAAAGCUGCGAAGAUAAAUGACAUAUAUAGGUACUAUGCUGGUGGUCCGACGACAACGCCUUGUGUGUGCGAAACCUUAAAUUUUGACGCAUUGCGGACGCUGUCGACGCUCCUACGCCGACGAAGAUACCAUCACCCUGCCUGCGGUAUCAAGCAAAGCAUGCUGUACUGUUUACUCACUGCCAAUAUCUCCCCCAGCCCUUCUGACCAUCACGUUCUUGUCAAUCAAUAUGCACAGCACGUCUCGAUGGUCUGGAGCCUGCAUCUUUCCGAUGACAAUGUCGGUCACGUGACACGUGACUCGUGA
Messenger RNA from Baudoinia panamericana UAMH 10762, 375 nucleotides. RefSeq lists its product as uncharacterized. The record is from RefSeq and is a predicted model, not a curated record. NCBI's taxonomy places the organism in Eukaryota, Fungi, Ascomycota, Dothideomycetes, Mycosphaerellales, Teratosphaeriaceae. Bases 1 to 375 code for a protein of 124 amino acids. The transcript has a single exon.